Nicrophorus vespilloides is the source of this 1045-nucleotide messenger RNA. RefSeq lists its product as uncharacterized. The coding region runs from base 71 to 997 and encodes 308 amino acids. The record is from RefSeq and is a predicted model, not a curated record. The transcript is spliced from 2 exons. NCBI's taxonomy places the organism in Eukaryota, Metazoa, Arthropoda, Insecta, Coleoptera, Silphidae.
AGAAGGAAUCUUCUGUUGAGAGAUUAACUGCUGCUACAAAUGCAAAUUAAAUAAUAACCUCUAGCAUAUAAUGGAUGAAUGGACGGAUGAAAUGCUGGAGAACAGCACACAAAUCAUCUACGAAACUGAUCUACAAUUCGAGAUCCAUUCGUACAUGCGAACGUUCGUAUGCAUCGUGAGCUUACUUUCAGAUCUCUUGAUCGUAGCUAUUAUCUUGAAGAGCAAGAAGAUGCGUACUAGAACCAACAACGUUAUACUGCACUUCGCCAUAGCAGACAUGUUCUGUAUGCUCAACGAGAUGGGUCUGAUCUACUACAUCUACGAUCAUGUCGUCUACAAGAUAGUCCCGAGUCGACCCUACUGCAUGUUCGCAAUAUACGAGGUCACCGCGGGAUUUGCGAGCCUCCUAUUCAUGAUCUUCCUUCUCUCCAACACCCUGAUUAAGACCAAAAGACUGUCAGAUAAAACCCUCCUGAUAGGAUACUACGUGAUGAUAGGCGCGCUCUUCAUCAUGCACACUUUAUUCUGCGUCUUGUAUCACACCUACUUCCCGAUCUUUCACAUGAUAUUUUUCUUUAUGUUAAUCGUCACCUUUAUAUGCCUGUUCGUGAAGGAGAUUAAUAGGUGCUGCAAGAUCUGCAAGAAACGUCCGUUGAGUGAGAAGACGACUCUCAGGAUGAACAUAGCUCGUAUUUACGUUUACAGUUGGCUCAUCUCUCUCUUUACCUACCGACCAAACAAUGUAAUCUUUCUGAUCACAUCCUUGUUCGGAUACUUCUCGGGAUUCAACAUCCUCGUGCUCUUGGUCUGCAGCAAUCGCAACUUCAAAAUAUGUCUUCUGAACUUGUUGAGAUUCCGAACGCAGAACUAUGACAUUGAUGCAACCAUCGGUUUUGAGGAUGACUGCAGUGAAUCAUCCGACGAUGAUCGUCCAGCUGUUAACAUCACGUUCAACGGAAUCGAAACCACUCAGCCGGAAACCAACAACGUUACUUAACUUCUAAAAAAAAUGUAGCCAAGAAGCGCUGAAUUAAAUGUUGUUUUC